AUGGCCUCCUGGUCAUCAUGGUCUAACAGCGACUCCAGCAGCAGCUGGGACAACCGACAACAAUGGAAUCGAUGGAGCAAAGAAGACAAAUGGGACUCCAAAUAUUCAGAGAAGUCGUGGGAAUAUGUAGCCAGUCCCACGUAUCAAACUUUUUCUUUGCCGUCUUCUUUUGUUUCUGAUGACCAGCACUAUGACAAGACCCCUUUGGGCAAAGGUGCUCAUGUGCUGCACAAGUUGGUUCAACCAACAGAGUGGUCUCGCAAAGCGGGGCUUGCUGGCCGGGAUGUCAGCGACAUCCGUGCUUUUGAGCUUGCCCAUCGGGGCCUUGGAGAUUUCUCAUUUCGAUUGUUGUCGGAAGGACGGCACCAGAGUAUCGUCUGGGCUCGAAGCGGCCAAGAAUCGGUACUCAUCACUGCACUGUUGAAGAAGCUUCGUGAAAGUGGUGUGUCUAUCGAUGAGGCAGCGAAAGCAUGCCAUACUUCGGCUCCUCCAGACAAGCAUAAGGAAGCAAUGCGAUUCAUGGAACCGCUUGCUCAAGAACUUUUGAAUUGUGUUUUGGCCAAAGCGCCUCCAACAAAUCCGGAUGCCUCUGAAGAACUUGCCAAAGCUAAAGCCAAACUGGCUGCACAUGGCAUUGCAAUGUCCCCUGUGAAAAGGAAGGCGACUACAGAUCUUGAGCCUGACUCAGGUCGACGGGCAAAGCCUGCCAUGCCCAUUGCUGAGCCGGAAUCCCAAAUGGAAGCUGAACAGCUCCUUAAAGAUCCGCAACGAAAGGUGGAUACUCGUCCCAAAGGAGCCACAGAUGACCAUGUCACUGAAUGGCUAGCCACUUACAAGAACAAGCCAGAGUUUAAAGGCAAGUAUCAAAUGCUGGUCAAGCAUGUACAGACUGUCCAGAAGCUUCUCAAAACUGAAGCAUCUAAAGACCAACUGGUUGCAGCUGCUAAAGAGUUUGGUCUGGACCCAAAGUUGGCAUCCAGACUGUCCAUCAAGAAUUUGUCCACUGUGAUUGCGGUUGCACAAUUUCAAACUGCUUGA
Molecule: messenger RNA, 1038 nt
Organism: Symbiodinium sp. CCMP2592
Lineage: Eukaryota; Dinophyceae; Suessiales; Symbiodiniaceae
Source: the annotation of a GenBank genome assembly